Messenger RNA from Oryzias latipes (Japanese medaka), 4129 nucleotides. Its product is annotated as NACHT, LRR and PYD domains-containing protein 12-like. The record is from RefSeq and is a predicted model, not a curated record. Gene Ontology annotation, molecular function: protein binding. NCBI's taxonomy places the organism in Eukaryota, Metazoa, Chordata, Actinopteri, Beloniformes, Adrianichthyidae.
UGCUUAAGCCACGCCCACACGAUGACAUGAACCUCUGUGAUGGAAGGAGGAGCACCUCUGUUCCGGUAGAACAGGUACGAUCCAGACAGACGGAGAGGGAAGCUGCUGGGGUUUGGACGCAGGAAGCAGUGUCUGAUGUUGGUUCAACCUCCAACUCCCAGUGGAAGAUGAACGUCUCAGGAGAGGUGGAGGUGGAGAAGGGAGCUACGUCAGCAGCAUCCAGCUGUCAGCCGCUGAACAGUGAAACAUCAACGCAGGAACAUCUUUGCUGCCGUUCUGACUCUGAUCCUUCAGACACAAAACAUGAGCAGGGAGAACGAAAACUUCUGUCUACCGCGAGCAACUGGUCCAAAGCCCACUUUGAAAACUUUGCUUCUGAACUUCAACCUUCAGACACAAAAGAGAUGGUGAGCAGUGAGGAAUUUGAAGAUCAGCUCUCUUCACAUGAAAAUGUUCUGGAGGUUCCAGCCUGUGAGCUCGGUGUCUCCACCUCCAACCAACAGUGCUGCUCCGAGGGUGAAGAACGCUCUGGACGGCAGGCGGAUGUUCCAACCGCAGAUGUGGAGAAUGUUAGAGUGAAGAAAAGUUUUGAAGAACAUCAGACCAACCUGAGAAGAAGAUGUCAAAGUGUCACUGAAGGAACCGAGACAGCAGAAAAGGAAACCUUCUUCCAUGAGAUCUACACAGAGCUGUACAUCACAGAGGGACUCCCCCAAGAGGUCAAUGCCCAAAAUGAGGUGGACCAGCUGGAGAAAAGCUCCAACACCACCCAGGACACUCCAAUCAACUGCCACCAGAUGUUCUCACCUUUGAAUGACCACCAUGGAUCCAUCCGAGUGGUCCUAACGAGCGGCGUUGCCGGAAUCGGAAAAACGUUCUUGGUGCAGAGGUUCACCCUGGACUGGGCUGGAGAUGUGGAGAACACAGACGUCAGUGCUGUGGUCCCUCUGUCAUUCAGGGAGCUGAACCUGAUCGCUGACGAGCAGCACAGUCUUCUCACACUGAUCCAACGUUUCCAUCCGACGUUCCUGAAGAUCCCAGCCGAACAGCUGGUGGUCUCCAAACUUCUGUUCAUCUUUGAUGGUCUGGACGAAAGCAGACUUUCUCUGGACUUUAAAAACAGUCAUGUGAUGUCUGAUGUCACGCAGAAAACCUCAGUCAAUGUUCUUCUGGCAAACCUCAUCCAAGGACAUCUGCUCCCCUCAUCACUGGUCUGGAUCACUUCUCGGACCGUGGCAGCCAAUCAGAUCCCUCCUUCCUGUUUGGACAGAGUCACCGAAGUGAGAGGUUUCCGUGAAGCACAGAUGGAGGAGUAUUUCAGGAAGAGAUUCAAAGAUGAAGAUGUGUCCAGCAGAAUCAUCGCCCACAUAAAGAAGUCAAAGAUCCUUCGGGUCAUGUGUGAAGUCCCAAUCUUCUGCUGGAUCACUGCUGUGGUUCUGGAGAACGUGAUGACCACCAAGAAGAAGGUAGAGCUGCCUCAGACCCUGACCGACAUGUACUCACACUUCCUGAUGGUCCAGUCAAAGAGGGGCAAUGAGAAGUUCCAUCAGAGGAAUGAGCUGACAGAGAAAGACAAGAAAGUUCUCCUGAAGCUGGGGAGGCUGGCAUUUGAACACCUGAAGAAACAAAACACCAUAUUCUCCCAGGAAGAUCUGGAGCAGUGCGGUCUGGACGUCACUGAGGCCUCGGUGUACUCUGGAGUUUGUACUGAGAUCUUCAGAAGAGAGUGCGAGAUCUUCCAGAAACCGGUCUACAGCUUUGUUCAUCUGAGUGUUCAGGAGUUUCUGGCUGCAGUUUACAUGUUCCACUCUUACUCCAACAAGAACGUGGAGGUCCUGGAAGACUUUACUGGGGCUUUCCAAGAAGGAUCAGCUCAGCCAUUCAAUAUAAAAAAAAUACUUAAGCCUCAUGUUCCACCUCUGAACGUGUUUCUGAGGAGAGUCCUGGAGGAAGCCAUGCAGAGUCAGAGCGGCCACCUAGACCUGUUUGCUCGCUUUCUUCACGGCCUCUUGUUGGAGUCCAACCAGAGACUUUUAGGCCUUCUGGGUCUUCCAACGCAAAAUCCCCAAACCCUCCAGAAGGUCAUCAGCUCUCUGAAGGAGAUGAAGAGUCCUGACAUGUCUCCUGACAGAAGCAUCAACAUCUUCCACUGCCUGAUGGAGAUGAAGGAUCUCUCAGUUUACCGGGAGAUUCAGGAGUUCCUGACAUCAGGGACCAGCUCUAGGAGCAAGCUCUCGGAGAUCCACUGCUCGGCUCUGGCCUACAUGCUGCAGAUGUCAGAGGAGGUCAUGGAGGUGCUGGACUUGAGGGCGUACAACACGUCAAACGAAGGUCGACUGAGACUCGUCCCAGCUGUGAGGAACUGCAGAGCAGCACGACUUUCUGGGUGUGGACUCUCUGAGACUCACUGUGAAGUUCUGGCAGCAGCCAUGAAGUCCAACCCAUCCCAUCUGGCAGAACUGGACCUGAGCAACAAUGUCCUGGAGGGUCCAGCGGUCCAACAUCUGUCAGCUGGACUGGAGAGUCCAAACUGUAAACUGGCGGCUCUGAGGCUGAGGGACUGCAGACUGUCAGUGGUCAGCUGCUCCGCUCUGCUCUCAGCUCUGAAGUCCAACCCAUCCCACCUGACAGAACUGGACCUGAGCAGCAACGACCUGCAGGACCCAGCAGUAAAGCAGCUGUGUGGUCUUCUUGCAAGUCCUGACUGUAAACUGAAGGCGCUCAGGCUCAGAGGCUGCAGGUUGUCAGACAUCAGCAGUUCUGCUUUGGUUGCUGCUCUGAAGUCCAACCCGUCUCAUCUGACUGAACUGGACUUGAAAGACAACAGGCUCCAGGAUUCAGGGAUGAAGCAUCUGUGUGGUCUCCUGCCGAGCCCAGAAUGUAACCUGAAGGCUUUGGGGUUGGAAAACUGCAAACUGUCCGCCGUCAGCUGUUCCUUUCUGGGUCCGGCUCUGACCUCCAACCCAUCACAUCUGAUAGACCUGGACCUGAGUUAUAAUGAGGUGGAGGAUUCAGGACUGACGCAGCUGUGUGGAUUUUUGGAGAGCCCACAAAGCAAAUUGAAGAACCUGAGGCUGAAGGACUGCGGCCUGUCGGGCGUCGGCUGCGCCGCUCUGGCUUCAGCCCUCAAGUCGAACCCGUCCCAUCUGACCCAUCUGGACCUGAGCUGGAACAACGAGCUGCAGGAUUCAGGAGUGGAGCUUCUGUGCGGUUUUCUGGAGCGUCCAGAUCUCAAACUGAAGACUCUCAGGCUGGAGCACUGCAGUUUGUCGGCUGCCAGCUGUGCCGCUCUGAGCUCGGCUCUGAAGUCCAGUUCUUCUCUGGUAGAACUGGACCUGAGCUUCAACGAGCUGCAGGAUUCAGGCGUGAAGGAUCUGUGUGGUCUUCUGGAGAGUCCACACUGCAGCCUGAGGACUCUGAGGUUGCAGAUGUGCAGAUUGUCGGAGCUCAGCUGUGCCGCUGUGGCUGCAGUGCUGAAGCCCCGCCCGUCCUGCCUGACACACCUGGACCUGAGCAACAACGAUCUCCACGACGCAGGAGUGAAGCAGCUGUGCAGUUUGCUGGAGGCUCCCCCCUGCAGCCUGGAUGCCCUGAAGUUGAAGAGCUGCAGGCUCUCCAAGACCAGCUGCUCCGCUCUGCUCUCAGCUCUGAAGUCCAACCCGACGUCCCACCUGAGAGAACUGGACCUGAGGGACAACAACCUGCAGGACUCAACAGUGAAGCAGCUGUCCAACCUGGUGGAGAGUCCACACCACAAGCUGGACACUCUGAGAUGGCUGGAGUGAUGUGCUGUGAUGGUUCUGGUCCAGAUGGGCAAAAAAAACUUCAAACAAGUUCCUUUUUUCUUCUCUUGUCCAUCAGUUGAGCCAACAGAUCAUUGCUGAGGCCCUCUAGUGGUGCAAAGAUGUUACUGAUACAAUAAUUAUGUAGCUUCUGACACAAGAGGUGUUUAUUUAUGUAAACCUCUUUUGUAUUGGAGGCUAAACUUUAUAUUUAAUAUAUUUGUGAGCUUUUGGUUUGGACCAAAUUCUCCUGCAGGAGAAUCCCUGACUCAGCGUGUUUUUGAGCCAAGCUGCAUCAGGUGUGGACGAAUCAGCUUCACAAUAAAGACUUAUGCACGUUUUAAGGA